Messenger RNA from Dentiscutata heterogama, 610 nucleotides. Lineage: Eukaryota; Fungi; Glomeromycota; Glomeromycetes; Diversisporales; Gigasporaceae. The record is from the annotation of a GenBank genome assembly.
AUGACUAGAUAUUUAAGAUCUGAUGCACCUCUGUUUUCUCCUAAAGAUUAUUCUUAUAUAUGCAGUGUUAAAGGACAAAAACAUCUUAUUAACCCUAUACAAAAUAUGUUUUCUUCAAAUCAGACUCAAAUAACCAAAAAUUCAAAAAAUUCAAUAAAACAUACAUUAGAAGCUAUAGCAAGCAAAUACAAAAUAUCAACAAGACAUGCAUAUCAAAUAUGGAGAGGGAAUCAUCUACUAAUAGAUUCUAGAGAAGAGGUAUUGCGAUCAAAUAUUAAUAUACUUAGCUUAAGUGAAGAUUCCAAUCAUGAUGCUAAUAAAUUUGAUUUUGCCUUUACAGUACUAGAAAACAAAAUACAUGAUACUAAAAUUAGCAAAUCUACUGUUUUGGCUUCAGAAGAGGAUAUUAUUUCAGAUAGUAAGACAAAAAAGACUAGAGAGAGAAAAUUGAGGUCCAAGGCUGUUCACAUAUCUGAUUCUAUUUUAUCUACUGAAUCUUCUGAAAAUGUCUUGGAUUUCUAUAAGAGAACUGCUCCUAAAAUAGAAAAAAUUAGAGCAUUUGGUCAUGCUCUUAUCUUGCCUUCUUGCAAUUCUUGCUUGAAGUCAGAAA